Messenger RNA from Zonotrichia albicollis (white-throated sparrow), 5977 nucleotides. RefSeq names its product hyperpolarization activated cyclic nucleotide gated potassium channel 1 (gene HCN1). Gene Ontology annotation, cellular component: dendrite; HCN channel complex; axon. Gene Ontology annotation, molecular function: voltage-gated potassium channel activity. The record is from RefSeq and is a predicted model, not a curated record. Gene Ontology annotation, biological process: regulation of membrane depolarization; sodium ion transmembrane transport; potassium ion transmembrane transport. Lineage: Eukaryota; Metazoa; Chordata; Aves; Passeriformes; Passerellidae.
CCCAGCUCAGGGCGGCACAGCCCGGCCGCGGCGCUGAAGGGCACCGGCGGCGGCGAGGCUUCCCCGCGCUCUCCCGCGGCUGGGGUGCGCCCGCCCCGCAGCAUGGAGGCUGGGAAGCGCAGCUCCUCCGCCGGCAGCCGGGACGAUGGCAGCGCUAACUCCUUCCCGGCCAAGCCGGCGGCCUCGGCGGAGAAAGCCCAGAGCAGCCCCGGCAGCGGCGGCGUGAAGGAGCAUGGCAACUCGGUGUGCUUCAAAGUGGACGGCGGCGGGGGCGAGGAGCCCGUGGUGGGCUUCGAGGAUGCCGAGGGACCCCGGCGGCAGUACGGUUUCAUGCAGCGGCAGUUCACCUCCAUGCUGCAGCCGGGGGUCAACAAAUUCUCCCUCCGCAUGUUCGGCAGCCAGAAGGCGGUGGAGAAGGAGCAGGAAAGGGUUAAAACUGCGGGGUUCUGGAUCAUCCACCCCUACAGCGACUUCAGGUUUUACUGGGACUUAAUCAUGCUCAUAAUGAUGGUUGGAAACCUUGUCAUUAUACCAGUCGGAAUCACAUUCUUCACAGAGCAAACAACAACACCAUGGAUUAUUUUCAAUGUGGCAUCAGACACUGUUUUUCUAUUGGACUUGAUAAUGAAUUUUAGAACUGGAACUGUAAAUGAAGACAGCUCUGAAAUAAUACUGGACCCUAAAAUCAUUAAGAUGAAUUACUUAAAAAGCUGGUUUGUGGUUGACUUCAUCUCAUCAAUACCAGUGGAUUAUAUCUUUCUCAUUGUAGAAAAAGGAAUGGAUUCAGAGGUUUACAAGACAGCGAGAGCACUUCGUAUUGUGAGAUUUACAAAAAUCCUCAGCCUGUUACGUUUAUUGCGCCUUUCGAGACUGAUAAGAUACAUACACCAGUGGGAAGAGAUUUUCCACAUGACAUACGAUCUGGCCAGUGCAGUGGUGAGAAUCUUUAAUCUGAUUGGAAUGAUGCUCCUGCUGUGCCACUGGGAUGGUUGUCUACAGUUUUUAGUACCAUUACUUCAGGAUUUCCCACCAGAUUGCUGGGUGUCCCUAAACGGUAUGGUUAACGAUUCCUGGGGAAAGCAGUACUCAUAUGCACUCUUCAAAGCCAUGAGCCACAUGCUCUGCAUUGGGUACGGGGCCCGCGCCCCCGUCAGCAUGUCCGACCUCUGGAUAACAAUGCUGAGUAUGAUCGUGGGGGCUACUUGCUAUGCCAUGUUUGUUGGCCAUGCCACUGCCCUCAUCCAGUCCCUGGAUUCAUCACGACGACAAUACCAAGAAAAGUACAAGCAAGUGGAACAGUACAUGUCAUUCCACAAGUUACCUGCUGAAAUGCGCCAGAAGAUCCAUGAUUACUAUGAGCAUCGCUACCAAGGCAAGAUCUUUGAUGAAGAAAAUAUUUUGAAUGAGCUCAAUGAUCCUCUAAGGGAGGAGAUUGUCAACUUCAACUGUCGGAAGCUGGUGGCUACAAUGCCUCUUUUUGCUAAUGCAGACCCAAAUUUUGUGACUGCCAUGCUAAGCAAACUGAGAUUUGAGGUGUUCCAGCCUGGAGAUUAUAUUAUCCGAGAAGGGGCUGUGGGUAAGAAGAUGUAUUUCAUUCAACACGGUGUUGCUGGUGUCAUCACCAAAUCCAACAAGGAGCUGAAGCUGACAGAUGGCUCUUACUUUGGAGAGAUCUGCUUAUUAACCAAGGGCCGUCGAACUGCCAGCGUACGAGCAGACACGUACUGUCGCCUGUACUCCCUCUCCGUGGACAACUUCAACGAGGUCCUGGAAGAGUACCCCAUGAUGAGAAGGGCCUUCGAAACCGUGGCAAUUGACAGACUUGACAGGAUAGGGAAGAAGAACUCGAUCCUGCUGCAGAAGUUCCAGAAAGACCUCAACACCGGCGUCUUCAACAACCAGGAGAAUGAGAUCUUGAAGCAGAUCGUGAAGCACGACAGGGAGAUGGUGCAGACCAUCGCCCCGGUGAGCCUGCAGCAGCUGCCAGCCCUCAACUCCAGCACCUCGACCUCGUCGUCGCGCGGCAGGACGCAGUCCCCUCCGGUGUACACCAGCAGCAGCCUCUCGCACACCAACCUGCACUCGCCCUCGCCCAGCACGCAGCCGCCACAGCAGGCUGUCAUCCUGUCGCCCUGCUCCUACACCACGGCCGUCUGCAGCCCGCCGGUACAGAGCCCGCUGGCCGGCCGAACUUUCCAGUACGCCUCGCCGACCGCCUCGCAGCUCUCCCUCAUGCAGCAGCAGCAGCAGCAACAGCAGCAGCAGCAGCAGCAGCCGCAGGCGGCGCAGCAGCCGCCGGGAGCCGCGCAGAAGAACGAGGUGCACAAGAGCACGCAGGCCCUCCACAACACCAACCUGACGCGGGAGGUGCGGCCGCUGUCCGCCUCACAGCCCUCCUUGCCCCACGAGAUCUCCACCCUGAUCGCCAGGCCUCACCCCACCGUGGGGGAGUCCCUCGCCUCCCUCCCGCAGCCCGCGCCGGGCCCCGGCGUGCCCCCGGGCGGCCGGGCCACCGUGCCGCAGCGGGUCUCGCUGUUCCGGCAGAUGUCCUCGGGAGCCAUCCCUCCGAACCGCGGGGCCGCGCCGCCCGCCGCCCCGCUGCAAAGGGAUUCUUCCACAGUCUUAAGCACAGAGCCCGAGGGAGACAAACCGCGGUUCGCCUCAAACUUAUGAUCCCUGGUGACUGUGAGCAAUAGACUUGCAACAAACCGAGCACCAUCCCCCGAACUGUUUUAGCCUGUUUCCUAAUGUGCCCCAGCAGUCUGCUAUCAGAAAAAUAAUUUAGACAGCUUUGCCCUAUGUAACGAAUGUAAAAGUUUUAUAUAUAUAUAUAUCUAAAUAUAUAUAUAUAAAGGCAAUUAAAAAAACUUGUUUGAGUUCACGUCUUCCUUUUUGCAACCAUUGCAGAAGAUUAAAAUUAGCGCUAAUAUUACUUAUUUUUAAUGUGUUGACUUUAAAAUCAGCCUAACAGAUUUCUCUGUUUAUGAGAUUGGCUGUUUUCAUGGGGAACUUGUCAACACAACAGCAAACUUCAAACAAGUAUAUUUAAAAAAAGAAAAAAAAAAAGGAAAGAAAACCAUCAAUUUAACUAACACAUAGCACUGACUGAGUGAUAUUCUGAAACCUUUGUUACUUCAUUUAUUGUGUAUGCGUUGUUAAUUUCUUGUGAAGAAUUCAGUUGUUAUUUCACAUUGCAUUUCAUAUGUUAGCACCAUCCAUUGGAAUUUAGAUUGGAAGAGAAUUAUAUUGCAAACACCCGCAGUGUAAAGGGAGGCACUAGCACUCCUCUGGAUAAGUUGUAACCUCAUGGCAUGUCAACCCUUCUGUUGUCUAAGGGAAUUGGGUGGACUUUGAUCUUCACACUGCUAAAGACUUUUCAAAGACUAAAUAUAUUUCCAUUGUAAAUAACUUUUUUGACCCAAGCAAAAAUAGAUGCUGUGUGGUGUACCAUUGCAAGGUCUUUGUUUAGGAAUUUAGGUUCCGCUUUUCACUUCAAAAUUUACAGUUUUAAAAUUUGUUAAAGCUAAGUGCAACACAACUGUUAAAUUGUAAUGCAAUGGCUUAAAACCUACAAUGUUACUUUGACAUGCAAUGUUUUAUGCAAAAUUGUACGCUUGAUCCUGCAAAUCGCUUGUACUUCACCAAUACCAUCACUUUUCUUCUUCUUGCCCUCAAUAGCAUCUGAGAAUAUUCCAUGCAUGCUUUGGAAAAAAAAAGACAAUAAAAAUAGGUUUGGUCAGUAGGAAAAGGCUUUACGGUAUCUUAGAAAAUAAUAACCAUUCAUUAAUUGUGUCUACCUUAAAAUUCCUAUAAUGCUGACUUUGAAUCUCUGGUUUAAGUCUAGAAGUGAGGUUUUUCAUUUAAAGGAUUAUUUGUAAACCACAGCUUGAUUUAGACUUUCAGGUGCUUUCUGUGUCUUCACUGUAGUUUUGUAGUUGACUGUGGUGUUAAUUUACAAAAAUAAAUAUAAUAUAGCAUCAAGUCUGUCUGGAAAUGCACGAUUUGCUCUGUGUAUAUUGUAAUUAAAUGGUUAGUAUAUCCUAAGGCAUGUAGUGUCAAACAUAGCCCAUAGGUAUGAGGUUUAUUAUUUUUUAUGUCUUCAAAACAGAAAGGGAAUGGUGACAGAAAGCAGGGUUAAAGCAUACUGUUUUGUGAACAUUUUGUUUUGUUUGCUCAAACCUUCACAUUAUCUUAUCCACAAAAAAAAAAAAAGAAAAAAAAUUCGUAAUCGUUUGUGCCUGAUUUGUCACAUUAAAUAGAGAUUGAAACUAAAUGUGUCAUAAUUUAACUCACUGAAAAAUCAGCAUUAUGGAUAUGAUACAAGCAUAUAUUCUGUUCCUUAAAACCCAGCUGACUCUGUUAAGGAAAUGGAUGCAAAGGAGUUCUCCUCUUCCCAUCAAUGCUGAGUUUAACAAUGCAUGGAAAAAUUAAAUAACAUCACAAACUACGUAAUGCAGUGAAUCCAGAUGUACUUGAGAGCCAAGUAAAUUCUCUAAAGCUAACAGAGCUUGAACCCAUGCUGCCUGUUAUACCUUUUACUAAAGUGGUACAUCAAAUAAAAUUUUUUAAAAUCGUCCAUUUUUUUUGCUGACUCACAUUCACCAGUAAAGAUCGAUGUAAUUAACCCACUAACAUGCUGCUGCCAUUAAUUUAAGUGACCUGGAGUGGAAAUGGGGAAAUGAUUGUUUAAAAAAGUGUCUCAAACAUUAUGGAUACGCUGCAAGACCAUUUAUUUAUGAGUACAAUACCCCUUAUAUUAUUUUAAUGCUAACAAAUUCUGUCAGUUAAUUAAGAUCAUAUACUGAUCUUGAAAACUGUUUAAGGUUUACAUUUAAUAGGAGAAAUGGGGUUAGUAGCAAAAUAUUUUUAUAUAUAUUUUUAUUUUAUUUUAAGCACUAUGAAGAAAUAUUAAUUCACAUGGUCUUUCAGUGAAACCAUAAAUAAUUUUUAAUGACUUUGUAAUAGAGUGGACAAUAUCUAGGAUUUGUAUGUUAAUUAAAAAAAAAUGGUACAGGGUAUAAAAUUAUAUACGUAUAUAUAUAUAUGUAUGUAUGAAUGUAUAUAUACUUAGAUUAAGAAACAAAUGACUCACAUUCCUGUAAUAUAAAGGUCCAUUGCUAGUUUCAGAAGUGACCUAUUUUCUCUGUACAUAAGUAGGCCCAUAAGUAUGAAAUCUCACAUCUGUACAAGAUGAAAUGUAUUAAUGAAAAAGGUUGGAUCUUACUGCUGCUGGGAAGACUAUAGAUCUGGUUCUUACAAUAAUUGUAUGAUCAGGGAUGAGUUAGAUUUUUUUUGUCUUUGCUCAAAGCCAUAAAUAAACAAAUAUAAAAGAUUAUUAAUAAAUUGAAGAAAAUAUAUAAAAAAAUUAAACCAUGAUAUUUUUUUUCCUUCCAUUAUCUGUGUAACUGAGCCAACUUUUGCUUUACCAUAAAAGAAGAACUGUUUGCUUAUCUCUUUUCUUUAUUCUGUGCCCAAAAGUGAUAUGCACUGAGUAUGGGGAGGUGGAGAAAAAGCUGUCUGAGUAAUUCUGUGCAUUCCUGAAAUAAGAAGGCUUAGAAAUUGGAAGAUACUAUGUGAUUUACACAAGCAGUUCCUAAGCUGUGUUUCCUCUGCAGAUUAGAGAAAUUUAUUUUCCAAAAAACCCUAAUGUAUCAGAAAUAUACAAAAUACUUUCAUGUAUCAGAAAUAUAUUACCAUUUAUCAGAAAUAUAUCAUGACUACAAAUAUUUGAAAGUUAAGCUUGUUUUUAUAGAUUAAAUAUCCUGAGGGAGAAUUGCAAAUAGUUGUUAGUGUAACUUAAGGAAAAUGUAUUCUAUCAUAUCUCACUUUAUCUUACUGUGUGUGCCAAUCCCAGAUGAUGUACCUCUGAACUUGCGUAUAAAAGUUGAGAUUUCAAGGCACCAUUGACGUGGAAGUAAUGUUCGUUAAUCGCAUUUUAGGUCAAUGUAAAUUAAAAAGCACAGUCCGUUCAAAUCAA